This is a messenger RNA of Umbelopsis ramanniana AG, 1602 nucleotides long. RefSeq lists its product as uncharacterized. NCBI's taxonomy places the organism in Eukaryota, Fungi, Mucoromycota, Umbelopsidomycetes, Umbelopsidales, Umbelopsidaceae. The coding region runs from base 244 to 1434 and encodes 396 amino acids. The transcript has 4 exons. The record is from RefSeq and is a predicted model, not a curated record.
GAGAAAGACAGUUGACAAAGCGACCAUGAUAGAAGCAGCAAGGUAUAUACAGCCAGCCGGCUAUGAAGACGUAAUUGAAGAAAGGAACAUAGAGGAUUGGUGUGGGUAUCCAAUGUGCUCAAACAAUCGACAAAUUAUGAACAUAUUGACUGUCUACAAAGAAGCAAAUUUUAUGCUGCUCAGCUAUCCGACAUACCUAUUUGGUCAAGAGAUAUAGGAUGGGCUGAUGUUGAAGUUAUUGAGAUGCAUGAAAACGUCAGUGAAGUAAUAGCGAAAAGUAAGAAAUCCCUCAAAUCAUCAAAGCAGAACAGCUCGAAGCUUAGAAAAGCAUAUGUGGAAAAUCUUUUAUCUGCAAUGGCGCCUGCUCCUAUGGAGCUUAAAAUCGUAGAGAAGGAACCCACUGCUGUUCAACCCAUCAACUUACCUGACUUAGCAUCGCCGUCCAAGAGCAAGUCUGGCGCGUAUGAUGAAAUCGAAGGAUACCGAAUACAAUUCAAAGGCAAGAAGGCUGCGUCUAUUGAUACAGCAGAGGAGCCAACGACACUCAUUUUACGGCCGCAACAAAACGAGGCAGUUAGUGUUCCUGCUCUUGAUAAUGUGGAGCUAGAUGACGCGGCCAUAGCAGAAAACGCAAUGAAAACCAUGAUGAUGUUGAAAGACCUCAAAUUGGAUGAAGUAGAGAAUUGUCAGGACCAACUUGAUCUUAUGACCAGUCAAGAGGUGAAAGAAGAAAUACCAAUGCCUACUGUUGAACUGAGGUCGUCGUCUAAGCAGCUAUCAAAGAAAGCCUCGUCGACGAACAAGGCAAAGACGCCAUCUACGUCGUCGGGCAAAGCAUCGGAAGAAUACGAUUCCAAUCAGAUCAUUACCGUCGUGGUUCCCUCGGAGGUAGCUCGGAAAGUACAACAAACAAGGAAGAAGAAUGCCAAACUGGCUAAGAAAAGCACUGUUCCGCAAAUGACAUUCUUCGGUAAAAUUUGGACUUUAAUCGACCGGAUGUGCACUAGAUGGACUCGAACAUACAUACGAAACUUGGAAGGGCAUGGAGAUGAUUCGCCUGCACCCACAGAUCCUGAACAACCCUACUAUUCUGAGGAAUAUAAUCUAAGAAAGCAUAUUUUCAGCGAAAAAGUAAUGGAAACCUAUGGUUUGAUUCGACAACAGAUCGGGUUGGAUAUUUCCAUAGAGAAGGAUAUACUCGAGAUCAUCCGAACGUUUGAACUGUCUGACAGUGCAAUGGGGAUGCUGGACAGCGUUGAACUAUAUAUGGUGACAUUGAUAUUAUUCAAGGCCAUCAUUGAUGCCCUGCCGGAGACUCAUUCGCUUAUAAGCAGCGGAAAGAAAGCUGUACAAUACCAAGCAUGCUGUGAUACGAUAGGGGUCAGUAAAGAAGAAAUAGAUGCAUGUGCUAGAGUGCUUCGAAUGGCAUAUUAAGUAUGAUAAAAUUUUCGAAACCCUGACACUUAAAAGUGCAGACUUGUAAUAGUUAGGCAACCAGCCAGUUACUGUAUUUUUCAACUGUUAAACCCUAAAUGUAAUUUGGAGUCUACAACAAUUUGUAAAGAGUUUAAAGUGACAAAUGCGGUCUUUUUCUGUAUGGAG